Messenger RNA from Protopterus annectens (West African lungfish), 1741 nucleotides. RefSeq names its product calcium homeostasis modulator protein 6-like. The record is from RefSeq and is a predicted model, not a curated record. Lineage: Eukaryota; Metazoa; Chordata; Ceratodontiformes; Protopteridae. The transcript is spliced from 2 exons. Bases 483 to 1460 code for a protein of 325 amino acids. Gene Ontology annotation, molecular function: monoatomic cation channel activity.
AAUGGAAACUGAAUGAAACUUGACCACACCCGCGGAACUCCGAAGGGCUCAAAUAUAAUCAUUUUACUUAGGUAAUGUUUUACGCACGUGACUCUAGUUCUGCAAUUACCUCUAAAGAAUAUAUACCGCUUUUCUUUUGAAUAUACAGUCGCGCCUUCAACUUGUUAUGUAAUGAAGGCUACUCUAAGUCGAAGCAGAGUGACUGCCAGUGCCACAGCUAUAACAGAGCAGAAAUCCUGCCAAGGCUUCGUGCUUCCGUAAAGUAAUAUACUCUCCUAAGGCAGUAAAUUAGAGUAAGUCUUCCGGUAGCCCAAGGCAGCACCCAAAGAUAGUUUACAAUAAAUGUAAAACUACAGCCAAAAGCAAAAGUGAACAAGGGCUGAAGGUCACUGCUUCAAGAAACACUUUGUCAGUUGUUAGUUGUCUUAACUAGUUUCUCAUUACUUUUUGUGAUACAGAUUUAGAGGUCAGUGCGUGCAGCAAUGGAUAAGUUUCGGAGCGUCCUGAACCUGAGCAUGCAGCAGCAGAAGACCUUGGGCAUGGGCAUGCUCGCGCUGCUGACAGUAGGAGGGGAGCACCUCUUCUCAGUCGUUGUCUUCCAGUGCCCGUGCAGCUCGUGGAACUUCUGCUACGGCAUGGUCUUCCUUCUCGUGCCAGCCCUCAUCUUUUUCGUGAUUGGUUACUUGCUGAGCGCACGCACCUGGAAGCUCCUCACCGGCUGCUGUGUCCGCUCUGGUGGCUGCUUUGGUAGAAGGCGAAGGAACUGUCCACGUUGUUUGUACGUGUUCUUCCUCACCACUGUGGAAGCGUCAGUGGUGCCCUUUACCUGGAUUUCGGUGGCUCUCCUUAAUGGAACUUAUUAUGAAUGUGCUAUGACUGGCUUUGAUAGUAAAUUUUACCGUGACAGCGUGUGCACAGGCAGGCCAGAGGAAUGUGUGGACAAUCUAAGCAGCUUUCCAUGCAAAAGGACCACUUCUUCACUGACAGCUCCUGUCAUAGACGAUGUGUUAAAGCACAUUCGUGCACAAGCGCAGGUUCUUGGAUGGAUUCUGAUAGCUUGCAUAGCUACACUGGCAUUACUGAUCACGUGUAUUUCCCGUUGUCGCUCUCCUGUCAGUUUUGCACAGCUUAAAUUUUGGGGAACCUACUUGGAAGAAGAAUGUCGCCUGCUACAAAGCAAAAGUCAGCAACAUGCCAAGCAGCUGGCAGAAAGGAAUAUAACAAGCUUCUUUGACUUCAAAGAACCAGAACCUUUUGAGACUCCAACUAACAAACAAUGGGAGCAGAUCUCCCUACUGUAUUCUUUUAAUCCGAAGGGACAGUACUACAGCAUGAUUCAUAAAUAUGUUGAAAGUGGAUCCCAAAGAAAUCACAGCAUUCGAUCAGUAGAAGGUGAUGUGCCUCCUCCGUCUGCACUGGAGUUUAUUGAUGCAGUUAAUGUUUCCAGCAGUGGAAUAUGAACAAGUGAGCUCUGACAGGGCAGACUCAUAAGUACAGUGGACAAGUGUUGCCAUGAUUCCACGUAUGAAGAAGAAGAGCGGUCGCUUUCCAUUUCAAUAUUUUUGCAUAUUUGUGGAAAACAGAAUUCAUUUUUAAUGCUGUAUUAUUUAUAUUAUUUUCUGUUUUAGUGCUGUAUGUGUGUAAAUUAAACAUUGUUCCUCUUCAUAUUUAGAUGUUAUACAAGUUUUUCAUUUCUUCAUUGCAGAGACAGUACUCCAUCUUGCCUGAUCAAACAUUUGUG